This is a messenger RNA of Coregonus sp. 'balchen', 9693 nucleotides long. Lineage: Eukaryota; Metazoa; Chordata; Actinopteri; Salmoniformes; Salmonidae. The record is from the annotation of a GenBank genome assembly.
GUAACUAGAUGAGGCUGCAAGUAGACAGCAUCAUACCUGCAAGCAGGUCAAUUUUCAUUGUCAUAGGGAGAAUACACAUGUAGAUUUGAAUGAAAGCUGUUCAGAUUGCGGCAUUAUAUUUUCUACCUUUUAUGAGCAGUUGGAUAAUUUAUCUGUAGCCUAUGCUACCUAUAGCCAGUAGUUUUCUAAUCUAGUUAGAUCAACUAACAAAGCACGGCUGUGUAUGCCUUUACAUUACGCGUUGAUAACUUGCAGAAAUCAUCCAGCUAUAAACUGAAAUAAGGGAGCAGUCAGCUAGUCAGCCAGAGGCAGAGGGUGAGUUUUUAACAACCGGAAGUGCGCGCGUUUAUUCCCACUGACGAAGAAUAGGUGAGUGGCUGUUUUCAUCUGGCUAUAGCUACAAUAGCCAUGAUUGCAAAGUAAACAAAAAUGUUAUUAUUAGUCAAACUACAAGUGUACGGAAUUGCGAAAUUGAAUUGUUGAAUGACCUCACCAAGAACCGCUCUAUGUCCCAGCCCCACUUCCCCUUUUUGGAUAAAUGAAACAAACGUAAACUCGAUACUAUCGCGCAACUCUUGUUAAAUUGUAAUAAAUUCAAUAUGAUGUAUGUUGAUGUUGCAUGAUGUGUCGUGUAGUCAGUGUUGUAGCUCGCACGUCUUUGAAGUAUGCUAUUUAUUUACAAUGUCUGAUGUUUUUCUGGUGGCUCGUAGUCUGAAGGUGUUGUUUUUUUAAUUUAAAACCCUCCCCUCUCCCCUUAUAUUUUUUUGUUUGCAUAACCUACUAUUUUUCGUAAAUAUAAAGCUAUACUGUGUUUUCAGGAAUCUGUCCAAUUGUCAGCUUUCUUACCAACUUGUUUUUUAUAAUCUAAUUUAUACAAAGAAUGUCAACAUUUAACAGGGUUACAAAAGAGGACGUCUAGACCAUCUAAAUAUACAAUAGGCUUCUCCUGAAGGCCAUGUCUAAUGAACACACACCCCUCCUCGCCCAUGGGGUGUGUGGUCUGUCUGUAGACACAGCAGUAUGUGGCAUGGGGGGGUCCGAUGGCACUGGGGAGGCCAGCACUCCUAAUGCUGUACCCCGAAAACUCAACACCUUCUUCGGGGUGAUAGUGCCCACCGUCCUCUCCAUGUUCAGCAUUGUCCUCUUCCUCAGAACUGGUGAGUGCAGCAUCUAGAUGUCAGACAAUUAAAAAUAUAGGCUGUGAAUGUGGAAUUAUUCACCAUGCAACAUACAGUGAUGCUUGUUGAUGGUCAAGCUGCUUUUGGCUUCAAGCUCUGCUAGUUCAUUUUAAAAAGGUGUAACUGUGUGCAUGCAUGUGAAUGCAUUAGGCUACUGUAUUGUGGUCCUGUAACAAUACUAAUACUGUGUAAUGAUGUUUCCCCAUAGGGUUUGUGGUUGGUCAUGCGGGGCUCUUGCAGGGUCUUGUGAUGCUGCUUGUAGCCUACACCAUUAUCUCCCUCACCAUCUUGUCCAUCUGUGCUAUUUCCACCAAUGGUGCUGUGCAGGGAGGUGGGGCCUAUUGUAUCCUUAACACUGGUUCUUUCUCACACCACAAAUCUUGCCAUAGAUUUUCAAGCUGAUUUAAGUCAAAACUCCCAUGUAGAUUUGGCCUUGUGUUUUAGGUUAUUGUCCUGCUAAAUAGUGAAUUCAUCUCCCAGUGUCUGGUAGAAAGCAGACAAUCAGGUUUUCCUCUAGGAUGUUGCCUGUGCUUAGCUCCAUUCUGUUAAUUUUUUUAUCCUGAAAAACUCCCCAGUCCUUAAUGAUUACAAGCACACCCAAAACAUGAUGCAGCCACCACUAUGCUUGAAAAUAUGGAGAGUGGUACUCAGGAAUGUGUUGUAUUGGAUUUGCCCUAAACAUAACACUUUGUAUUCAGGACAAAAACUUAAUUUCUUUGCCACAUUUUCUGCAGUGUUACUUUAGUGCCUUGUUGCAAACAGGAUGCAUGUUUUGGAAUAUUUUUUAUUCUGUACAGGCUUCCUUCUUUUCACUGUCAAUUAGGUUAGUAUUGUGGCGUAACUACAAUGUGGUUGAUCCAUCCUCAGUUUUCUCCUAUCACAGCCAUUAAACUCUGUAACUGUUUUAAAGUCACCAUUGGCCUCAUGGUGAAAUCCCUGAGCGGUUUCCUUCCUUUCCGGCAACUGAGUUAGGAAGGACGCCUGUAUCUUUGUAGUGACUGGGUGUAUUGAUACACCAUCCAAAGUGUAAUUAAUAUCCUCCCCAUUCUCAAAGGGAUAUUCAAUGUCUGCUUUUUAUUUUUUGCCAUCUACCAAAUUUGUGAGGCAUUGUAAAACCUCCCUGGUCUUUGUGGUUGAAUCUGUGUUUGAAAUUCACUGCUCGACUGAGGGACCUUAUAGAUAAUUGUAUGUGUGGGGUACAGAGAUGAGGCAGUCAUUCAAAAAUCAUGUUAAACACUAUUAUUGCACACAGAGUGAGUCCAUGCAACUUAUUUUGUUAAGCUAAUUCUUACUCCUGAACUGCCAUAACAAAGGGGUUGAAUACUUGAAUACAGCUUUUUAUUUGUUAUUCAUUUGUAAACAUUUCUAAAAACAUAAUUUCACUUUGACAUUAUGGCGUAUUGUGUGUAGCCAGUGACAAAAAAAUCUCAAUGUAAUCCAUUUUAAAUUCAGGCUGUAACACAACAAUGUGGAAAAAGUCAAGAGGUGUGAAUACUUUCUGAAGGUACUGUAUUUUGCAAGUGUGUUUCUAUUGGUCUAUAGUAUGAGUGCAGUGUAAAACUUAAGUUCUUACUAGUCAAACUUGAUGACACAUAUCUACAGUCAUUUCUAGCCCUUAUAUCUUUAAUGGGAAAUUUCACUACUUUUCAACCUCAUAUUCAUAAUCUCCAGAACCACCCUAACAUCAACAUAGUGCCAGCGGGUUGCUAUGUUUUGUAGUAAAAUAAUUGAAGAAGAUAAGUGUUUUUGAUUACAUCAUCUGAAUACACUGAUGACCACAUCUGGUGUGCAUCAUGUGAUUCAACCAACUGAGCAGAGUGACUUUACUAACCUUUACUAAUGAUGCACACCAGAUCAGUAAUAUUUAACCCCUUGACCUAAUGUCUGCCAGUCAUGAUCAGUCGAUCGUUGGGCCCAGAGUUUGGAGGAAGCAUUGGUCUCAUGUUCUUCCUUGCCAAGGUGUGCGCGUGUGGAGUGUAUGUGCUUGGUCUGGUAGAGGCCAUACUUGACAUAUUUGGUCAGGACCCAGGUUAGUCUUGACAUUCUAUAAUUACUAGUUUAAGGCCUAAUACUUAUAAUUCCAAGCAUGCAUGCCAUGCUUGUGUGCUUCUGCUUUAAAAAAAUGAUUCAUAAUAUUUCUUAGAAUGUUGGUGCCACAUGCAUUCAAAUGAGUCGUUCCACCCAGUGUUUUAUCCUCCAUCUUGUCUUCUUUGUCCACCUCCCACCUCAGCAUCCUCCUCUGCGUUGCGGGUGCUUCCCCAGGGAUACUGGUACACAGUGCUGUACUCUUCCAUAGUUCUCCUGCUGGUUCUGGUGGUGUGCCUAGUGGGUGCCCACAUCUUCGCCCGCACCUCCUUCCUCAUCCUGCUGGUGGUGACCAUCUCCCUGCUGUCCAUCUACAUCAGCCCCCUGGCGCUGACCACGCCCCUAACCUUUCUCAUCACCCACCAGGGCCCUGGCAACCAGACCCUCACCUACAACGCCAGCUACACAGGCUUCAAUGGCACCACACUGAGGGACAACCUGGGUUGUGAGUACUGUCUGGCAGGGGUCAUACUUCAGAUGCAUUAUAGGUAUAAUAAUCCUUGAUUGGGAAGUGAAACAGUACAUGUAUAGAGUUGUUAGUUUUAUGGUUUGAGAGAGAGAGAGCAGUUAUAGCAACAGUGUUCUUCCUCUUUUUCCUCUUCAGCGGGCUACACUGUGGACUACAGCACCGGUAAAGUCAUGUCAUUCGCCACUGUGUUCGCUGUCAUGUUCACCAGCUGUACCGGAAUCAUGGCCGGAGCAAACAUGUCAGGUACUCUCCACACGCAUCAUAAUAUACUGAGUAUACCCACCCUUUUGCCCUCAGAACAGCCUCAAUUCGUCAGGGCAUAGACUCUACAAGGUGUUGAAAGUGUUCCACAGGGAUGCUGGCCCAUGUUGAUUCCAAUGCUUCCCACAGUUGUAUAAAGUUGGCUGGAUGUCCUUUGGGUGGUGGACCAUUCUUGAUACACACGGGAAACUGUUGAGCAUGAAACCCAGCAGCGUUGCAGUUCUUGACACAAACCGGUGCGCUUGGCACCUACUACCAUUCCCUGUUCAAAGGCGCUUAAAUAUUUUGUCUUUCCCAUUCACCCUCUGAAUGGCACACAUACACAAUCCAUCUUGAAAGUCCUUCUUUAACCUGACCCCUCCCCUUCAUCUACACUGAUUUGAAGUGGAUUUAACAAGUGACAUCAAUAAUUGAUCAUAGCUUUCACCUGCUCAGUCUAUGUCAUGGAAAGAUCAGGUGUUCUUAAUGUUUUGUAUACUCAGUGUAGUUGUUACUUUACCGGUGCCAUAUGCAUUCUGACUAAAGGUAAUGGAAUAUUUUAGUUCCAUUACUUCACAUCUCACUAAGCUUCACAUACAGACUCAAACUUGACAUGUUCCACUAUCUUUCCUUUAAUCUGUUGUCUGUAGGAGAGCUGAAGAACCCCAGUGCUGCCAUUCCCAAAGGCACCAUUAUUGCAGUCCUCUACACCUGCAUAGUCUAUGUCCUGCUCUUUGUCCUGGCCAGCUCCACCUGUGAAAGGUCUGAGUGGAUGAGGCUGGGAGUGGUGGGAACUCAUACUGUUGCUAUAUACUUUAAUACAGUCAACUAAUUAAUGUAUUUUGUUUAGGACCCUGUUGGUUCAGGAUUACGGAUUCUUCCAGCGUAUAAACAUCUGGCCGCCAUUUGUAACCAUUGGGAUCUACUGUUCCGCCCUGUCAGCAGCCAUGUGCUCUCUGAUUGGGGCGUCCCGGAUCCUCCAUGCCCUCGCACUGGACCAACUGUUUGGUAAGGAUGUUGUUGAACAAGUUUCACAAUAAAAGAGUAACAGAGUAAAGGACAUGUUUUUGGCUAAUACAAAAUAAGGAGAAUAAUGUUGUGAUGUUGUGUUACCCAUAGGUUUUCCAUUGGCUCCUGCUGCUACCACUUCCAGCUCAGGUAACCCAUGGGUGGCAGUGCUGUACACCUGGGGCUUGGCACAGGUGAGGAGAGGACAUAGUUGUAUCGUAUUGAGCAGUGCAGUGCUACUUUUGACAUUUAAACAGGCUCUGAGAUAGUGUUUUUGGUGUGACUGUUGCAGUGUGUGGUGUUUGCAGGCCAGCUUAAUGCCAUAGCUGGCCUUGUGACAGUGUUCUACCUGCUGGCCUAUGCUGCUGUCGACCUGGCCUGUCUGGCUCUAGAGUGGGCAUCGGCCCCCAACUUCAGGUAAUCAGAUCCUAGCAUCAUGCUGUACAAUCGGAUUUUAAAAAAGCAGACAAUGACCUUGCGCUGAUGCUCUUCUUUUUGUGUUUUGAUGUCGUUGUCCUUAGUGAAGUAGGGUUUAUCUAGGAUACUUUUGACCAUCAGUGUCCAGUCUAGUCUAGAUUUUACCUGUCUUUCACCUUUCCCCGGUUUCACUUGCCAUUCUAUCUCUCCAGGCCCACCUUCCAGGUGUUCUCCUGGCACACAUGUCUGCUGGGCAUUCUGAGCUGUCUGGUGAUGAUGUUUGUCAUUAAUCCCGUCUACUCUUCAGCCAGCAUCGUCCUCCUCUUGCUGCUGUUGCUCUUCCUGCACUACAGAUCACCCACCAGCAGCUGGGGAUACAUCAGCCAGGCUCUCAUCUUCCAUCAGGUACCCACACCUGGAGACGCACACACAUCACACACAUAGACACACUCGUGUGCCUGUUCCUGGAUCGUGUUCAGUAGGGAGGAAACAUUUUGAAAUGGUGAAGAACUACCUGAAGGUGUUCAGUUUAGAAAACAGAUGUAGGUUUUCUGAUGCAAAAUAUUUUGCUACGGUUUUCCCCACUAAACAGGACCCUGGGGUAUGUCACCGCUGUUGUUCUUGGUGCCUUGAAUCUACGUUCCCCCCCCAUUCCCCCUCUCCUGUAGGUGCGCAAGUAUCUACUGAUGCUGGAUGUGAGGAAGGACCAUGUGAAGUUCUGGAGGCCCCAGGUGUUGUUGAUGGUGGCCAACCCUCGCUCCUCCUGCCAGCUCAUCAACUUUGUCAAUCAGCUGAAGAAGGGUGGCUUGUUUGUGCUGGGGCACGUGAAGCUGGGCGAUCUGGGUAACAUAGGGGUGGUGACUGGGGUUCUGGUGCCAGUGGCAUCAUGUGAUUAUGACUCUUACAAUAAAUGCUUGUCAUUUUUACAAUGGCAUGAAACUUAAAGCUUCCACUAUUUGAUUGCAAAAGGUGUAAUCUGAGUGUGAUAUUUCUGGGGUCUGAAAUGAUUGACACCCUUGAUAAAGAUGAGCAAAAUUGACUAUGUAAAAUAAAUAAUUCAAAUACUGAGCUAUAUUGUAUGCUCUAAAAAUUGGUAAAUUAUAUUAUUUUAUACUAAGAGCUGCUCUAUUAUCAUGUCAUCCAUUAAAGGUAAACACCUGGAGUUUGCUAAAUUGCAUUGGCACUUGGAUUGGAACCAGUCAGAUGACAUUAAUCUAGCAUUUAGGCCAUGCACACUAGUGGUGGGUUUGGUGUGGAAAAGCAGAAAAUAAUCCCAUACCUAAUGUAAAAUAUGGUGGUGGAUCUUUGAUGUUGUGGGGCUAUAUUGCUUCCUCUGGUCCUGGGGCCCUUGUUAAGGUCAAUGGCAUCAUUAACUUUACACAGUACCAGGACAGAGGCUGAACCUUGACCGCUAGUGGAUCUUCCAGCAUGACAAUAACCCUGAGCACACAUCAAUAUCCACAAAGAAAUUGUUAAUUGACCACAGAAUCAACAUUUUGCAAUGGCCUUUUCAGUCGCUGGACUUGAAACCCAUUGGAAACCUGUGGUUUGAAUUGAAGAGGGCAGUCCAUAAGCACAGAUGAAGGAUAACAUAGAUCCGGAAGGAUUCUAUAUGGAGGAAUGGUCUAAGAUCCCUUCCAAUGUGUUCUCCAGCUCAUAAAACAUUUGAGAAAAAGGCUCAGUGCUGUUAUCCUUGGAAGGCGAGGCACUGAAAACAGUGGUGACAAUUUUGACCCCUACCAUUUUGAGAGAAAAAAAGUAUUACUUGUUGAACAAAAUGUAUUUCUCUGAGCAAUUGCAUUCGUUUCAAAUAAUAUAAUUUCAGAAUCUUUUGGAGUAUACCAAAUAUUAGGAACUCCUUCCUAAUAUUGAGUUGGAAAAGCCUCAAUUCGUCAGGGCAUGGACUCUACAAGGUGUCGAAAGCAUUCCACAGGGAUGCUGGCCCAUGUUGACUCCAAUGCUUUCCACAGUUGUGUCAAAUUGGCUGGAUGUCCUUUGGGUGGUGGACAAUUCUUGAUACACACAGGAAACAGUUGAGCGUGAAAAAUCCAGCAGUGUUACAGUUCUUGACACAAACCGGUACGCCUGGCACCUACUGCCAUAACCCGUUCAAAGGCACUUAAAUCUUUCGUCGUGCCCUUUCACCCUCUGAAUGGCGCACAUACACAAUCCAUAUCUCAAUUGUCUCGAGGCUUAAAAAUCUUCCUUGAACCUGUCUCCUCCCCUUCGUCUACACUGAUUUGAAGUGGAUUUAACAAGUGACAUCAAUAAGGGAUCAUAGCUUUCACCUGGUUUUACCUGGUCAGUCUAUGUCAUGGAAAGAGAAGGUGUUCUUAAUGUUUUGUAUACCUAGUGUAGGAUUAUGAAUUAUUUAUUUUAUACAGUCAUGUUUGCUCAUCUUUAUCAAGUAUGUCAAUAAUUUUGUACCCCAUAGAACAUUUAAGGGAAACUAGUUUGGCUCUUCUCUUGUUUGGGAAUCCAGGCAAUGCAGUCACUCAGCCAGCCUCUCUUCUGUUUCAGACACCCUGCCCUCAGACCCUGUCCAGCAGCAGUAUAACUUCUGGCUGAGUCUGGUGGAUAAGCUGGGGGUGAAGGCCUUUGUGGACCUGACUCUGUCCACCUCUGUGAGACAGGGCACACAGCAUCUGCUGCGCAUCACCGGCCUGGGUGAGUCACACAACCUUCUACUUACCAUUCUGGAUCAUUGUUUGUUGUUUUCCUCCUCUUCACACCAACUGUGUCGUAAAGAGCAUUGACAUAAUGUAUUAAUAAUAAUAUUACUACUUUGGAAAAUGGAACAUAAAACUCUUCUUUAUCUCUUCAAGGCGGCAUGAAGCCCAACACUCUGGUCUUGGGGUUCUACGACAGUUGCACCCCUGAGGACUACUUCCUCCAAGACCCUGCCUUCUAUGAGUCAGAAGAGGCCGGAGGGGAUGAUUUUGGGGUAGAUCUGCCCUCUCUGCAAGCCCACUUCCCCCCAGUUCGCCAUGUGGAGAGCCCACGCUGGCUCACGCCAGAGGAGUAUGUGGGAAUCAUCUCAGAUGCCAUCAAAAUGAGUAAGAACGUGUGUCUGGGCCGCUACUUCUCCCAGCUGCAGGGGGAGAGCAUGGGGACCAAGACGGACGGGGCUGAGAGGAUCAUCGACGUCUGGCCCCUCAACCUGCUGCGGCCGGGCAGCACCUCAGCAGCCUCUGUCGACGUGUGCAGCCUUUUCCUGCUGCAGAUGGCGUGUGUUCUCAACAUGGCCAGCAGAUGGCGCCAUGCCAGAAUGAGAAUAUUUCUGUGUGUGGAGGCAGAGUCAAGCGACCAGGGCUGGGUGGUUAAAGAGGAGACCUUCCGGGAGCUGUUGAGGAAGCUGAGGAUCAGGGCCUCCAUCAAGAUAGUGCCCUGGGACUCAGUGGUGCAGCUCUACGGACAGAAACAGACACCAGACCCAGAGCUGGGGGAGCUAGGCCUGACGAGGCCGGCCCCAGCCCUCUCAGAGGACUUCCUGUCUGCAGUCAACUGCCUGCUGAUGGAGCACAGUGCUCAGGCUGCUGUCCGCUUCCUGUAUUUACCACGCCCCCCUACUCACUCUAGCCAAUCACAACAAUACCUCAGUCAGUUGGAAGCUGUGACUCACGGUUUAGGCCCAACCCUCUUGAUUCAUGGUCUCACCCCAGUCACGUGCACUGAGCUUUGAGUGUGUCACUCUGUGUGUUUAUGGGAUCAAUAUGUCAUGUAACUAACUUAAUCCUGAACAUAAUAGAAAGGGCAGUCUGUUAAAUGCUUAACAUAUAUGAGGUACAUAACGUAUGUGUUAGUUAGACAAUAAACACACAGACACGCUACACAACAGGACUUAAUAGUAUAGCUCUGUUUCAUAGGCACAUAGUUUCACACCUUGUAAUGUAACUCAUUUACACAUCUACUAAUUUCACAAAUGAACACAUUCGACACCUAGUCAGUCACAGUGGUACCUACUUACCGUCUGUAAUACACUGAGUGUAUAAAACAUUAGGAACACCUUCCUAAUAUUGAGUUGCACCCCCUUUUGCCCUCAGAACAGCCUACCAUACCUUGCACUUAAAUAUUUUGUCUUGCCCAUUCACCCUCUGAAUCGCACACAUACACAAUCCAUGUCUCAAGGCUUAAACAUUCGUAUUUAACCUGUCUCCUCCCUACACUGAUUAAGUGGAUUUAACAAGUGACCUCAAUAAGGGAUCAUAGCUUUUACCUGGAUUCACCUGGGUUAGUCUGUCAUGUUUUGUACACUCAGUGUAUAUUUAUUUGUUCAUACUGUAAUUUAAUGGAGUA